CGGCUUGGCUCUCUCCAUGUGCUGCCGCGAUCCAGGCUCCAGUCGGCUGCUGGGCUGAGCGAGGGGAGGAGCGCCGGCAAGAGCGGCGGCGGCGGCAGCAGCAGCAGCAGCAGCGGGAGGAACGCGGCGGAGCCAGCCGGCCGCGGAGGCAAAGGGGGCUCCCCGCAGGGGUGCGGGGAGGCUGAGGACGCCCAGGCGCCGCGGCGGGGGUCCCCUCGCGGAUCAGGCAGAGGAGCGAUGCUGCCCCUGGGGAGAAAUGCCGAGAUGUCCCUCCUGCUGUGACCUGGGUGAUGAAGAGGAGCUGCUGGCCACCGAGUGCUCUGACCCUGAGUUUCCCGUGCGGUCCCGGCGCAGCUCUCUAACCAGUCCGCGGGCAGGGCCCGGAGCAUGAUGAACAAACUGAACUUCCACAAUAACAGAGUCAUGCAAGACCGACGCAGCGUCUGUAUCUUCCUCCCCAACGACGAUUCCCUCAACAUCAUCAUCAACGUUAAAAUCUUGUGCCACGAGUUACUCGUCCAGGUGUGUGACCUGCUGCGGCUGAAGGACGGCCACCUCUUCGGGCUCAGCGUCAUCCAUAACAAUGAGCACGUCUACAUGGAAUUGUCCCAGAAGCUCUACAAGUACUGCCCAAAAGAGUGGAAGAAGGAAGCCAGCAAGGGUAUCGACCAGUUUGGUCCCCCGAUGAUCAUUCACUUCCGGGUCCAGUAUUAUGUGGAAAAUGGCCGGCUGAUCAGCGACAGAACCGCCCGCUACUACUACUACUGGCACCUGCGGAAGCAAGUCCUUCGCUCCCAGUGCGUGCUGCGCGAGGAGGCCUACUUCCUGCUGGCAGCCUUCGCCCUCCAGGCUGACCUGGGCAACUUCAAGAGGAACAAGCACUACGGGAAAUACUUUGAGCCUGAAGCCUACUUCCCGGCUUGGGUGGUGGCAAAAAGAGGGAAGGACUACAUCCUGAAGCACAUUCCCAUCAUGCACAAGGACCAGUGCGCUCUGACCGCCUCGGAAGCCCACCUCAAGUACAUCAAAGAGGCCGUGCGACUGGACGAUGUCGCUGUGCAUUAUUACAGACUGUACAAGGACAAGAAGGAAUUUGAGGCCUCCCUGACUCUUGGGCUUACCACUCGGGGGAUACAGAUAUUCCAGAACGCAAACAGUGAAAAACAGUUGCUCUAUGACUUCCCUUGGACGAAUGUGGGAAAGCUGGUCUUUGUGGGCAAGAGGUUUGAGAUCCUGCCCGAUGGCUUGCCCUCCGCCCGCAAGCUCACCUACUACACGGGCUGCCCCACACGCUCCCGGCACCUCCUGCAGCUCCUGAGCAACAGCCAUCGCCUCUACAUGAACUUGCAGCCCGUCCUGCGGCAGAUCCGGAAGCUGGAGGAGAACGAAGAGAAGAAGCAGUACCGCGAGUCCUACAUCAGCGACGCCCUGGAGAUGGACAUGGACCAGCUGGAGAAGCGUUCCCGGGCCAGUGGGAGCAGCUCGGGCAGCACGAAGCACAAGCGCCUCUCCCGCCACUCCACCGCCAGCUGCAGCAGCUCCCACACCUCGGGGAUUGAGGCGGACCCCAAGCCCCGGGAGCGGGGGGCAGAGGACGACUUCUUGCCGGCCGCCGUCCACCGGAAGCUGAGGAGGGCCUGCAGCUCCAUGACCAGCCACGGCAGCUCCCACACCUCCGGCGUGGAGAGCAGCGAGAAGGAGCGGCUGGAGGAGGAGGACUCCCAGGAUGAUGAGAUAGAGAUGCUGGUUGAUGACCCCCGAGACAUUGAGCCAACGAGCGAAACGUCCCUGGAUGACAUCAGCCCCGACGUCUGCAUUUACAUCACCGAGGACAUGCUGAUGGCCAGGAAAUUUAACGGGCACUCAGGAUUAGUCGUCAAAGAAGUAAGCUCCUCCACCUCCAGCUCCUCCGAGACCGUUGUCAAGCUUCGGGGCCAGAGCACCGAUUCGUUGCCACAGACGGUCUGCAGAAAGCCAAAGACUUCCACCGACCGGCACAGCUUGAGCCUGGAUGACAUCCGCCUGUACCAAAAAGACUUCUUGCGCCUGGCAAGUCUGUGCCAGGAGACGGCCCAGAGCUAUACCUUCGGCUGUGGCCAUGGGCUGGCUGAGGAGGGUCUGUACUGUAAUGGCUGUCUGGCUCAACAGUGCAUCAACAUCCAAGACGCUUUUCCCGUCAAAAGAGCCAGCAAAUAUUUCUCUCUGGAUCUUGCCCACGAAGACGUUCCAGAGUUUGUGGUCUGACCCCUGCCUCUUGGGAGCAGCUCCAGAGCUGAUACUCUGGUGCAAAUCUCCGCUUUCCUCAAAUUCUUUCUGGUGCCAUAUAGGGAUUUCCCCCCCCCCUCCCCAAAUUCUUUUCUCUUGGAUACGAAAAAUCAAGGUCUUGUCAACUGUGGCGCUUCUGCAAAUGCCCGUGGCAAAAGUGGAGUUGGCACCAGUGGUGGUGAUCGUGGCAGGAUUCCGUCUGGGUACUAUAGAUCAGCUGGGUUUAAAAGACUUUGCCUUUUCUUCUGGAAGUGGCCCAUUGGAACAGCCAUUGUUCUCUCUUAUUUUGACAAAAAGAUGCACAGUAUUGUUGGGUUCAUUUUAAGUUUCUCAUGACUUGCCUCGAAAGUAUUCCGUGCUACGGGUUUCGUGGCUCCUGCUGCAUCACCAUUCAGCCUUUAUUUUGGUUUUAUGCUGUUGUGGUAAAGAUGCAAAAGUGAGAGUGCUGGUCUGCCUUUUGUUUUCCUUUUGCUGCUUUGAGUCAAGCCAAAGAUCACAUCCAGAACGGAUGGCAUCAGACAAAGGUGUAAGCAAUAAGUCACUGAAAGGGCGCUCCUCACAUUGAGAAGACUGUGGGUGUGGGGCACAAGCAAGUGAUGCUGUGAUCAAGCCAUCUUGCAUCCCCCCCCCCCCCCCCGUUCUUCAAAAACAAAAACUUACUUGGGCUGCAAUCCAAGCGGAUCCCCCAUCUGAUACUUUGUUAAGUUUACACAAAAAGAGAUGUUCAAAGUUUGGGACGUGGAAAGCUUCUGGAAGCUGGUUGUUGUUGUUCCUAAUGAGCAAAUACUCUGUAAGGAUGUAGCAAUACGAUUUGCUGACCAAAGUACCUUAAGUUUGAGAAAGAGAGAGAUUAUAUAAAAAUACAUAUAUAAGUCUAUAGAGAGGAAAAUAUGUUUAAUGUAUGUUUGGAACUCAUAGACCCCUUUUCAUGUGUCGUCCCCCCCCCUCGCUCUGUUUGUCUUUUUUGUUUUAAAUGCCUGUUGUAGGAAGAGUUAACUACACUUUCUUUCCUUUAUGAUACAUAUAUAGACAAUCAUGUAAGCAUCGAUCUUACGUGCAGUGAGGGAAGAUGUCUCCCUUUUUGCUGCCAAGAAUAAGGAGUUUGCUUCUGCCUUGUAAGCAUGUGUGGGGUUUUGUGUUUAAUUCCUCCCCCCAGUAGUAUACCUUGUCCCUCCUCUUUGAACUGGGACUUGCCUGCUACCUAAGAUGCUUCCCUUUUAUUGUAUUUUCCCCCUUCUACUUAAGUUCCAGCAUGACCCAUUAGAAGCAGGACGGGGUGUGGUUUUCGAGACUGAUGCUGCAAUCCUGUUUCUGUUGUAGUCUGUAGCCAAAUUCCUACCGGCUGCCAUCCUCCGACCACUUUUAAGGGUGCCAGAUGAACAUCUGUCACCUGUGGUCCACGCCGCUCAGAUCAUGCUGGCCUGACCCACCCAAGCAUCCUAAAGUUGCAAAGUGGGAGGAUCUCUGUCAACACAAGAGGAGCCAUUUACAGCAGGAGUGGAGUCCUGUCAUUCCUGCACUUCGAGGAGCUUGUAGGUGACCACCAGUUCUCUGUAGAAGACGUUUGUAAGCCUGACCCCCUUGCAGUGGUUUAAGGAGGGACAUGGCUGAGCCACUAUCCUGCUCCUUCCCUUCUCCUCUAAAAUAAGUGGUAUUCCAAGUUGGAGUGUUCAGCCUCUCCCAAGUUAGGAGUCCCAGGGUGUGCAGAAAGGGCCUUGACCCCGUAAUUCCUGUGCUGCAGUGCUUUAGGGUCACUUCCCCACCUCUGUUUAAGACACUUCCAAAACAAAUUGACAUGCACCCAUUAAACUUGCAAUGUGUACAUGUAGCAAAUGCUUGUUUCUGGCCCCCCUUGUGUGUAUAUACAAGUAUUUAUUUAUUGUCGCCUAUAAAAUAUACCGGUCCCAGAGUGCUGCAAUUGGCUUUAGCUCCCUGAUUUGUGAACAUGGCAAUGGCAAACGUUUUGGAGUAGCCUGCAGCCAGUCCAGUUUCUGACCAGUGUCCAAAAUGGCCUUGCUCAUGUGUUCUAGCACUAAACCCGUGGGAAAGUUCCAUAUGGAUGCAUGCGUCUGCUGGAAUAUUCGUGCCACUUUCACAGAGGUUACUUUAGGGUUUGGUGUUCAGAGGAUAGCAGCCAUGGACUUCUUUUUAAAUGGAUCAGGAUGAUCCCCUAUAAGGAGUAGGUAUGGUGUACAAUACCUACAGCCAUUAUUUGAGGGGAAUCAUUUACAAAAACGAAGAUUCUCACAGCACAAUGCCUUUAAGGGGAAAAAAAACACAGAAAUAUUUUUGAGGGUUUUUGUACUUACUGCCAUAAUGUUACCAUAUUUUGAUACACCAUCUUUUUUCUAACUGGAGUCUUUCUUAAAAUAUGUAUUAUUUUAUAAAGCUAAAAGUGUACGGAUAUUUUUAUAAAGAGGCAUGAGCAGUUCCUUCCUUCCUUUUUUUCCUUUUCCUUGGGUAUCAAAAUGGGUGAAUCAGUGUUAACUGUUGGGCCAGGAAAUACCUUAUCAAAGAACCAGUUGACAUUUUAAACUGCCGAAGUGUUGGUUGCUUUGGAUAUGUUUCACUACAACUUCCACCAUCCGCAGACACAAUGACUCAAGGCCCUCAAAGGCCUCCAUCCGCUCUUGAAGCCAGUGAGAACCUGAGCACUGAAAACCCCUGUUUGAGAAGGCUGCCACAUUCGACGGUGUGUGUGGUUCCCAUGAACCGUGCUGGGACCCUAGUUAUAAUUUUUCCUUCGCAUCUGCUAACUGCUAGAAGGCAUUUAUAGCUCACCACUGAAAUUUGCUUUGUUACAAAGGGUGUAUGUGUGUGUGCAUAAGAGUGAGGUAGUGGUCUUCAUGUGAUGCUUCACCAGUAGUUUCUUCGCAUGGAUUGGCUAAUCCCACCCAUUUUGGCUCUGUGUGGUGUAAAGACCAGAGCCCAGUUUCAGACAUGCUAUACAGAUGUCUAUACACUUGUACAUGCCUUUGUGUAAAUGACUGCCCCUGUGUUCAUUUUAAAAGUGAACCUGGAUACAGGCCCUUCAAAUGCAUGGUACAGAUAGGCAGUGUACUGCUGUACCCACAUUCAACAUAACAUGUAAAUGACUGUCCCUGUGUACACUGUACACUUGUGCGAGUAUUGAACAUGUGAAUGGGCCUCAGGCCUGUGUGAACUGUGGGCUGCCCCCUCCCACACCAAGCCCAACAGAAGUUGGAUGGCCCCUUCAGAACGCAGGUACAGCAGGACUUGAUGAACCGUCUGGGUUUUGUCACCUGCCUAACACUGACAAAUUGUUUGCUCCUGAGGCCGUGUUUCUGAGCUAAGUGGCUGCAGGGAGCCCCGAUUCAGACUAGGACUGGGUUUGGGGCACAUGGUUAAAACUCCCUUUCCUCCCCACUCCCACUGCAGUCCUGAUCGGAUUGGGGAGCCCUGCAGCCGUCACUUGACUCUGACGUAUUUGGUUUUUCUGGGCCAACCGCCUUGCGUAAGAACAGCCCUGCUGGAUCAGGCCCAACAAGGCCUGUCUAGUCCAGCUGCCUGUGUCACCCCCUCUCCUGCUGUUGCUCCCCUGCAACUGGGAUGGAGAAGCAUCUUGCCCCUGAGGCUGGAGGUGCCCCAGAGCCACCAGACUGGUAGCCAUUGCAACGCAACGCAAGGUGUAGUUGGCUCCCAGAAAUAAAGCAAGAAAGGUUUCCAAGCACUGGGCAGCACGCCCGGCUCCAGGGACCGUGUGCUGCAUAGGCCUGAGAGGCAGAGUGGGCCAUCGCCCCGAUCUGUGAGAAGAGGACUGUUCUGGGUCAGGGAGAUGCAGGAAAGGAAGGGUCCCUUGAGAAAGCUGCAGGUUAACAGCGGCCUUCAGCCGGAAGGUUCCUUCUUCACUAAAGGAGUUCCCGAUAAACUUGGUUGGUUGAUUCAGAAGACUUGGUCUGAAAGAAUAAAGAUUGCCAUCCAUUAGCCGGGGUGGGUGUCUCAAACAUGGGUCCUCAGAUCUUGUAAGACUACAGUGCCCAUCACCCCCCACCCCAGUGGCCUUUGGCAUAAUGCUAACUAAGCACGUAGAGAAUUGGCUGGCUGCUGUGUCCAGUCUAGAGUUGCCAUGCCCCCAUUCUGGGUUUCACCCAGAUUUUAAGCACCUCACCCAGAUUGCUUUGCCCACCCAGAGUCACCUGGAUUUCAGCUUUCAUUCCAAAUAAUAAUAAUAAUAAUAAUUAAGCUCUAGCUCUUGUAGAAGAGAGCAAAACAUGGAGCAAAACAUGCAGUCACUCUUCUGCUCAAAAAUUAUUUCCAAGCCAAUUUACAUAAUAAUGCAAAUUAAAUUAGGCACCCGGAUUUGGAUAGCCAGAAUAUGUCAACCCUAGUCCAGUCACAUGGUGAAAUCUUCCACAUCUGGGCAAGCGAUGUGGGGGGUUAUGGUAGACUUCGCUUCACCAUGGGUGCUCAAUCCCUCACUGGCUCCAAGAGCCGAUGGAGGCCUUUGUGGGCUGUCCAUCCCAGACGUCACAGGAUGGCAGCCAUGUUUGUUUAUGUUUCAUGUACCUUCCAUCCAUAUUGAAAAGGGCGGGGGUCUAGUUUUUACAAAGUGUGUGCAUGGCUGAGAGAAGCUGAAUCUGGCCCCUUCUCUGGUCUUCGUUCCUGUGUCUCAUCUCUUCGGGCACUUCUCUUUCCAGCCAACUUGCCCCAAACAGCAGAACAGAGUGAGGAUCAACGUUCUCCUCUCUCAUGUCCCUCUUGGGUUUUAAAAACGACUCCCUGUCCCGCUUUAUGCAUGAGUUUGGCCAAGUGUUAAGAUGCCUUGGGCAUGGAUGUGUGAGAAAGAGCUUUGCCUGUGUUAAAAGCACACUUGCCUCGCCAUGACAGAUGUGCUGUGAUGAGAAGAAUUAAUAAUUGCUCUUGGCCUGUGCCUUAUGAUUACACUCGGGACCGGAGCCAGGCAAAGAAGGGUUCUCUGUACGAUACAAAGAAGCAGGUUCUCUAUAUUAUACGAGUGUAAAAAGCAAUCUGCUGCGAUCUGAGCUGGGACCCCCGAGCUGGGAGGCUCACGCUCCGUUAACCUGGGCUGAGGGCAGGGCUACUCAAGCGCACUAGCCACUUGUAAGCCACCGGGCUUGCCUACAAGCCCGGUGGCUUACACGAGCAGCAGCAAAAAUCGGGCUAGGCUCUCCUAGCCUGAUUUUUGCUGGUCGUGAGAAUAGCCUUAGUGUGUGGCAAGGGCUCUCACACUUGGGUUUCCAGAUCUUGUUGGACUACGACUCCCAUCAUCCUCAGCCACAGUGGCUAAAGGUCAUUGUUGGAGACUGCAAUAUCUUGACUGGAGACCCAAACUUGAGAACCCCCGCAUUAUGGUAUGAAGUGUGUGUGUGUGAACUGAGUGGAUAUGGGGUCCCUUUUGGCUUUCUGUUGCUGUCAACGGUGGUCUGUGUCCUGGCAAUGAGCAUUCCACUGCAUAAGUGAACUAAUCCUUUCCGUGAAAGGCUCUUCCUGUCAGGGCAGUGGUGUGCACAAGACCGAGCGAGUGCUGUAAGGAACAUAGCCAAUGCAUUUUGUUACCAGAAGGUUUGUGGCGUGCCUUUCAUGGUACUGUUUGGAGAGAUGACAAUAAAAGUCACCGUUUACAUUGCUGUA
This is a messenger RNA of Hemicordylus capensis (graceful crag lizard), 7878 nucleotides long. It is a transcript of the gene FRMD6, whose product is annotated as FERM domain containing 6. NCBI's taxonomy places the organism in Eukaryota, Metazoa, Chordata, Lepidosauria, Squamata, Cordylidae. Gene Ontology annotation, cellular component: cytoplasmic side of apical plasma membrane; cytoskeleton. Bases 388 to 2244 code for a protein of 618 amino acids. The record is from RefSeq and is a predicted model, not a curated record. The transcript is spliced from 14 exons. Gene Ontology annotation, biological process: positive regulation of hippo signaling.